Molecule: messenger RNA, 1164 nt
Organism: Candidula unifasciata
Lineage: Eukaryota; Metazoa; Mollusca; Gastropoda; Stylommatophora; Geomitridae
Source: the annotation of a GenBank genome assembly
AUGGCGGAAAACGGGACUGCCUGUGACAUCUAUCGAGAAUCAUCUGUGUAUGUUUCAGCUGAAAUUCAAGGAUAUUUAGAAAGAAAAAAAGGAGUUCUUGGUGUCAAGACAAAGCAAUGGUGCUCCUUACAGGGACUAACACUUUACCUUCAGAAGAAACAGCGCGAUGUGAUAGAGACAAUUGACCUUACAGAUGUUUUACAAGUACGGAAAGUCACCAAUGAAAACACAGGAACCCACUUUGAAAUCUGCAUGAAAAAGAAGAACCAUGUAUUUAUCUGCCCAUCCAGUGAAGACUGUAUGGCAUGGAUACAGGCUCUGCAAAUUGCCAUAUCAAGAAAGAAUGUGAGCCAGCAGAGUUCAUCUUUUUUAACUGGUGAAGCAACAAUUACUGAUGAUAAGAAUGUGUAUAAUGAAAUUGAUGAAGCUUUAAUUAGAGAGUCUUGUGUGCAAACUGUGAAUUUACUUGACACACAGCCAUGUGUACCUGCUAAUUUUUCUGACUAUUCUGAGCCGACUGAUAUAGAAAGUGGUACCAGAAAAUGUAACAGCGAUUACUGGGAAGUUGGAGAUGUUAAAAACAUUCUACGUCAAUCAUCAUCAGGUUCAGUUUACGAUGCAUGUGCAUUUUCUACAACAUAUGCAACAAUUGACCAGUGUUGUGUUAAUGGAUUAAGUGAAGCUACUGAGAAUCGUGAAUCCACAGUUGUUUACUCUCAGGUAAACAAAACUAAAAAGUCAACAUUAUUAACUAGAUCAAGUGUGUCUGAAAAUGACAUAGCACAGGUUGGUGACAGUGAAUAUGAAUAUUUAACGUCUUGUGUUACUGUAAACAAUCUUGUGGAGAAACAAUGCACCUCACAUGAAGACAACAAUUUUACACUGCCUGAAAAUCUGCAGAUGAAGAAAAGACCUCAAAUAGAAGAGGAUGGCAAUGUAUGUCAGGUUCUUGUAGAUGCUUUGACUGAUUCUGGUUGUUCUAGCUUUGAUUUCAUCCAUCCCCUGACAGAGGAGGAUAGAAAGCCUCUUAAAGAGUUGACGGAGUUUCUCCGUAAAAAUCAUGAAAUUUGCAGAGCUUCCUUCUCUUGUUCGUCAACAAACAGUGAUCCUGUAAGCACUCUGAAAUCUUAUUUAGCCAGCCUGGACAUCUCUAUGAGACAGUGA